AUGUUCCGAGAGAACUUCAUUGCCAAUAAUAUCUCACACUAUACUUACCAGCUUAAAAGCGAGAGAGCAUACAGAAUAGUACUACGCGGACUCCAUGCAUCAGAAAAUACCACAGAAAUUUCAAAAGAAUUGUAUGAAAUUGGACAUGAAGUGAGACAAAUAGUCAAUAUCAGACAUCGUGUUACAAAGGAACCGUUGCCUGUAUUUUAUGUCAAGUUAGAACCAAAGCCAAACAACAAAGCCAUUUUCGAUGUGAAAUACUUUAAUAACAUGAAGAUUACUUUUGAAGCCCCAUAUAAGAAAAAGGAAAUCAUUCAGUGCAAGAGAUGUCAGAGAUUUGGGCAUUCCAAGAACCAAUGUUUUAGGCCCUAUCGCCGUGUUAAAUGCGGUAGCGCUCACCCCACAACAACAUGUAAAAAAAAACCAGACACUGAGGCUACUUGCGCGAACUGUGAUGAAAAACACCCCGCUAGCUACAAAGGAUGCAAAGUGUACAAACGGUAUAGAGAAAGAAUUCUUAAAUUAGAUCCUAAGUCAAAAGAAAAACCAAUGCCUAACAAUAAAGAGACCAAAAACCCGGAUCCCCGCCUGGGUACUAAGACUAACCGGACAGACAAUCAAAGCUUAACCAAAACUUAUUCAGAAGCAACAAAAACCAAAGAACAAGAUACUCAGCAAGACACAAAGAACGACUUGGGCGACUUUUCUGAUUUAAUGGACAUAAUGUUUGAAAAACUACAACAUUCAAUGGUGACAAUGACGGAAAAACUCAUGGACAAAAUGAUGGACCGCAUGGUCCAGCUAGUCAGCAGCCUGGUGAAAAAUGACCCGAAACCUCCAAGUAGUAACUUGGAACGCCAACGACUUGACCGAAAGACGUCAAGAAUUAGAACAGAAAUGAUUGACAUAGCACUAAUCUCUGAAACAAGAUUCACACCGAAAACACACAUAAACUUUAGAGGAAAGUGA
This is a messenger RNA of Pieris macdunnoughi, 969 nucleotides long. The record is from the annotation of a GenBank genome assembly. Lineage: Eukaryota; Metazoa; Arthropoda; Insecta; Lepidoptera; Pieridae.